Messenger RNA from Lycium ferocissimum, 386 nucleotides. RefSeq lists its product as uncharacterized. Gene Ontology annotation, cellular component: TIM23 mitochondrial import inner membrane translocase complex. Gene Ontology annotation, biological process: protein insertion into mitochondrial inner membrane; protein import into mitochondrial matrix. The transcript is spliced from 3 exons. The record is from RefSeq and is a predicted model, not a curated record. NCBI's taxonomy places the organism in Eukaryota, Viridiplantae, Streptophyta, Magnoliopsida, Solanales, Solanaceae. The coding region runs from base 77 to 301 and encodes 74 amino acids.
AAACAAUAUUAAACCAUUUGCUACUUUGAAAUAAAAAAGAAGAAAAAAUAAAACAAUUUUACUUGGCGCGUGAGAGAUGGCAAGAGAUAGCUGCGUGGCGCGUGUGACGGCAGGUGUGGCGGUCGGCGGUGCAAUUGGUGGCGCCGUUGGUGCUGUUUAUGGGACAUAUGAGGCUGUUAGAUACAAGGUUCCCGGUCUACUGAAAAUUAGAUAUAUUGGACAAACUACUCUAGGAAGUGCUGCCAUAUUUGGUCUCUUCUUGGGGGCUGGAAGUUUGAUACACUGUGGAAAGUCAUACUAAGCAUUUCUUUUAGUGCUGACAAACUUUUUUUUUAAUCUUUUGAGCGUAGAACAAUAUCAUCAUUAUCAGAAGAAUGCUUCGUGUA